Messenger RNA from Hypomesus transpacificus, 1038 nucleotides. RefSeq lists its product as uncharacterized. The transcript is spliced from 7 exons. NCBI's taxonomy places the organism in Eukaryota, Metazoa, Chordata, Actinopteri, Osmeriformes, Osmeridae. The coding region runs from base 118 to 846 and encodes 242 amino acids. The record is from RefSeq and is a predicted model, not a curated record.
UAUGGUAACUUUCACUUUCAUUUAGGCGAUUAAGCUAGUCCACUUCCAAAAAACAUCAGCGGGGCAGGUACACGACGGGAUCGUUCGUCAGCCUUUAUCUUUGAAUUCAGAGCCAAAAUGGGCAAAUCCGGGAGAUUCUUCCCAUUGGUGUUCCAGGACGUUGGGGGGGCAGAUGUGAUGUUGAAUAGCCGCCUAACCAAAAAAGGCUUGACUGAAGUUCACUCACAGGAGCAGGGGGAUUUCAACCUGGUUUUCUGUCCAGUAGUUUCUCGAUUGGGGACCGAUAUGGAAGCCCUAAUGUUGAAGAUUCCAUCUGGUAAAUCAGCGAUCCUGGUGGUGUUGCAUCACACCUUUGACCCAGACUACAUUGUACCUGACAGCAGCAGACAUGUGACCCACAGUGAUGUCAUUCUCACUGUAGACUGUCUGUUCCACAAUGCCAAAGAAGGACUCCUGAAAUGUUCUCAAAACGACAAAGCUGUUUCUGAGAUUCUGAAAAAAUGCCAACCUGAGAGCAUGUCAUCAUGGAGUCUAAAGAGCUUCAGAGUUAUGAUGUGUGCAUGGAACAUUAUUUCACCUUGGAUCCCUGUCUGGUGUUCCACCUUGGUUAUGAACAUACAUGGAUAUAUGAGAAACACACUUGCUUCCAUCAGAUCAUGCCGGUGCCCACCCCGACCAUGUGGGUGCUCCACCACAACACUUCUCUUCAGACGAUGUUGGAGAGUUGGAUGUUGGAUCUGGCUUGCAUAUGUCUGCAGGGUCUGGACAAUGCGUAAUCGUCUUGAUGGAAAGUCCCAGACUAAUCCCACUGAGGAGGAGGAAGAACUCCUUCACAGUCAGGAGUGAACUGUUGCUUUGGAGGGAAAAUAAGUUAUUUUUAUUUAGCGUAAUAUGUCACAGCAUUUUUCAGAAAAUGUUUGUUACAUUAUGUGAAAUCAUAGAUUAACUGUAACAUUGCCAAUAUUCAAUGUUGUCUGUUGUGAUCUCACUGUUUUAUAACUUUGAAAUUAAAAAAAGCAUAUUGGUGUAAAACUAAAA